CAUACGAUUUGUUUAAUGAACCGAGACUUCGGGUUUAUCCGUAAAUGAUACGUCAAAACCCGUUAUCUUGGGCUUGUCAACCACAGUCUCGGGAUUCUAAAUCAAUAACUCAGCGUGUGCCAUAUUUUUGGGUCUGACCAAUAAUACCACGAGAAUUGGCUUUCCAGCUUCAGCUUCGAUAUCGUCGCACCGCAUCACGUUUGGAGACAUGGAGACCAGCGACGUAUCACGGGUUCAAGUUGCUAUUAUUGGCGCAGGAUGGUAUGGACUUGUUGCAGCUAGAACAUAUCUCAGGUUACGACCAUCAACGAGAUUGAUUAUCAUCGACUCUGAUAAUACUGUUGGGGGAGUAUGGAGCAAAGAUCGGCUGUAUCCGAACCUGGUAGCACAGGUACGGCAUGGUCUAUUCAAUUAUUCAGACACCCCCAUGCCAAGGAAGGAUGGCAACCCCAAAGAUCCCAAGGUGACAGGCGAGAUGAUACAUGAUUAUCUGCAGAAAUACGCAGAGGAUCACGAUCUAUUACGCUUCAUACGGUUCAACACCUUCGUCACAGAUGCCAAACAAUCUGAUGGGGGUUGGCGAUUAUCGCUCAAAGACACGACCGACGUCAUUGAGACGGAGAAGCUGUUAGUAGCUACAGGUGUCACGUCCAUUCCUAGUCUCCCAAACCUAGACUUCUCACCAAGCUCGCUACCUAUAAUACACUCUCGUGACGUUGGCACGCAUUAUAAGGACAUUGAGAAUGAAGAGAUCAAGGAAGUGGUUGUCAUUGGGGCUGCUAAGUCUGCGUAUGAUGCUGUAUACCUGCUUCUGAAGAUGGGUAAGAAGGUCACUUGGGCGAUCCGCGGGGAAGGCGGAGGACCGCUUAGCAUUUUACCAUAUAAAGUGCUUAACAUGAUUAACUCUAUCGCCUUUGCCUCGACUCGACUUAUGUCGCACCUUAGUCCCUCUAUACUAAACACUAAGGGCUUGCUUUACAAGAUAUUUCAGAAGACUCAUCCUGGCCGAUGGUGCAUUGGCCGGUUCUGGGACUUUCUCGACUUCAACAGUGCGGUACAUGCUGGUUAUAGCAAAGGAGACCACGUAGCUCUGCUCAAGCCCGAGAUCGAUCGUCAAAGUGUCUUCUGGGCACAUUCGGGGCUGGGAGUUGUUGUCCUCAACGACUUCUGGCCAACGUUGCAUAACCCUAAUCUUACAAUCCGACGAGACGUGAUCGAACAGAUCAAAGGCAAAACAGUAAAAUUCCAAUCGACGGACCCUAUUGAUGCUGAUUACAUGAUCAUGUGCACUGGAUGGGGUGACCAUUUCGGCAUAUUUGACCCAAAACACAAAGCCAUGAUUGGCCUCCCGGCGUAUGGCGAGCAUAUUGAGACGUCACCAGAGACCCAGGAUAUCGACUGGAAGACUUACUACGCGGAAGCAGAUAAGACAGUAGAUGAGAAGCUACCAUUCCUCGCUAAGCCUCCGAAACUCGCAUAUACGAAACCGUUAGACCCGGCGCUUCAGAAGAAAUGGAAUCUAUACCGACGCGUCGUCCCGGUGUCGAUGGCUGCCAAGGGCGACAGAUCUCUCGCCAUUCUCGGCCAGAUUCACACAAUUCAGACUCCUCUUGUCUCCGAGGUGCAGUCAUUAUGGGCUAUUCUGUACCUUCUUGGGGAACUCGAGUUGCCAGACGUCGAUACAAUGGCAAAGGAGGUAUCGCUGUGGAACACAUGGACUCGCAAGCGAUACCUCAAUCAGGGGCAGAAACAUACAUACUCACUUUACGACUUCAUGCCGUAUAUCGAUUGCAUAUUUGAAGACUUGAAGUUGGAUAGUCAUCGCAAGUCGAAUUUCAUAUCAGAACUAUUCAGCCCUUACGCGCCCGAGGACUUCAACGGUUUCGUGGACGAGUACCUGCGUAAGAGGAAUACAUCAAAAGCGCAGUAGACGGGACACUGUAGGAGUAAAGGAUGGUCUAUGAUAGAGAAAAGUCGCAUACAACGACAAUUAGGGCAUAACAGGGACACAUCACCCCUCAGCUUGAGCCCGGCAAGCUCCUCGGUAAACGUUAUGAAGCUCAGCUAAUGUUUUCGGUAUAUAUUAAUAAAAAUUUAAGUAAUUUCCAAUAUGAA
Messenger RNA from Xylaria bambusicola, 2115 nucleotides. RefSeq lists its product as uncharacterized. The record is from RefSeq and is a predicted model, not a curated record. The transcript has 5 exons. NCBI's taxonomy places the organism in Eukaryota, Fungi, Ascomycota, Sordariomycetes, Xylariales, Xylariaceae. Gene Ontology annotation, molecular function: flavin adenine dinucleotide binding; NADP binding. The coding region runs from base 209 to 1930 and encodes 573 amino acids.